Motacilla alba alba is the source of this 1026-nucleotide messenger RNA. RefSeq names its product orthopedia homeobox (gene OTP). NCBI's taxonomy places the organism in Eukaryota, Metazoa, Chordata, Aves, Passeriformes, Motacillidae. The transcript has 3 exons. Gene Ontology annotation, biological process: regulation of DNA-templated transcription; neuron differentiation. Bases 49 to 1026 code for a protein of 325 amino acids. Gene Ontology annotation, molecular function: DNA binding; DNA-binding transcription factor activity, RNA polymerase II-specific. The record is from RefSeq and is a predicted model, not a curated record.
GCCGCUAAAAUUUGGGGGGGAACAGCCUUCGCCCUGGAGCGGUGCGCGAUGCUGUCUCACGCCGACCUCCUGGACGCCCGUCUCGGGAUGAAAGACGCGGCCGAGUUGCUGGGACACCGGGAGGCGGUCAAGUGUCGGCUGGGCGUCGGGGGCUCGGAUCCGGGGGGACACCCGGGAGACAUGGCUCCCAACUCGGACACGGUGGAAGGGACCACCCUGCUGCCGGGAGAGGACAUCACCACGGUGGGAUCCAACCCCAGCUCCCUAGCCGUCAGCGCCAAAGACCCUGAGAAGCAGCAAGGCCAGCAGGGCGGCCAGAACUCCAGCCAGGCCGGGCAGCAGCAGGGUCAGCAGAAGCAGAAGCGGCACCGCACUCGCUUCACGCCGGCGCAGCUCAACGAGCUGGAGAGGAGCUUCGCCAAGACUCACUACCCGGACAUCUUCAUGCGGGAGGAGCUGGCCCUACGCAUCGGUCUCACCGAGUCCCGGGUGCAGGUCUGGUUCCAGAACCGCCGCGCCAAGUGGAAGAAGCGCAAGAAGACCACGAACGUGUUCCGCGCCCCGGGCACGCUGCUGCCGACGCCGGGGCUGCCGCAGUUCCCCUCGGCCGCCGCCGCCGCCGCCGCCGCCAUGGGGGACAGCCUGUGCUCCUUCCACGCCAACGACACGCGCUGGGCCGCCGCCGCCAUGCCCGGCGUGUCGCAGCUGCCGCUGCCGCCGGCGCUGGGCCGGCAGCAAGCCAUGGCGCAGUCCCUGUCCCAGUGCAGCCUGGCGGCCGGCCCCCCGCCCAACUCCAUGGGCCUCUCCAACAGCCUGGCGGGCUCCAACGGCGCUGGGCUGCAGUCCCACCUCUACCAGCCCGCCUUCCCCGGCAUGGUGCCUGCCUCCCUGCCCGGCCCCAGCAAUGUGACGGGCUCUCCCCAGCUCUGCAGCUCCCCGGACAGCAGCGACGUGUGGCGGGGAACUAGCAUCGCCUCCCUCCGCCGCAAAGCACUAGAGCACACAGUCUCCAUGAGUUUCACCUAA